This is a messenger RNA of Phanerochaete carnosa HHB-10118-sp, 1047 nucleotides long. RefSeq lists its product as uncharacterized. Lineage: Eukaryota; Fungi; Basidiomycota; Agaricomycetes; Polyporales; Phanerochaetaceae. Bases 364 to 813 code for a protein of 149 amino acids. The record is from RefSeq and is a predicted model, not a curated record. The transcript has a single exon.
CUAUGCCCUACAUAGCACUUGGGUGUGGGUAGGUCUAACACUCUGGAACACGAGGAGAAUAUGCCACAUCACUUUGCAUUCCUCGACUCUCGUCACCUUCUCAUCUCGACAUAUGGAAGCAGCCAUUUGCAAGUCCUUGUGGUUUUCGACUGCUAUGGCGUUUCUUCCGCUCAGCGAUUGCUCUUUCUGGAUGCGAUGCGGCAUCAUGCCUCGCUCGUCCUGGAGCUCCCACAUAGAUCAAUCCUGUGGUCUGACCACUUGUUCUUCAGUCUUGAUUGUCAGCCUGACAGCCCCUUCGCGCUACCAGCACAGAUCGAGGGUGUCACUUUCCGCGCCGCAGGACCACCCGUCGUGCUCGUAGGCAUGGAAAACGGAGAUCAACCCCCAAUCCAGUGCGACAUUUUCAUCCCGGGCCAAUUCAUCUUAUCUCAGCUCACACGAGCUCGUGCGCGCCGUGCAUCCACCUCCUCCGUCCCCUGGAUAGCAUGGCAGGACUAUUCGCGCGAAUGUCGGCUUUUCAAUACUCUAAGGAGGUGCUCUGGCAGUGUAUACGGUGCAAGGUAUGCCUUUGAAGGAAAAGUCCGACAGAGCACAGAAACCGCGCAGAGUUCACUAGAUGGCCGCCUCAUCCUCAUCCGCCACUUUGGCGAGCCUGCAGCGAUCCUCCGCGAUACGGACGUUGACAGCUUCACAGAAGAUAACGAAGGUGGCGGUGCGGUAAAGCCCCGUGUGUAUGCUGUGCUGGAGCCGUCCGAUGAGUUGAACCGAGACAUCUGGACUAAGCCGAUGUGGACAGGCGCACCGUAUCUCUAAACGUGGACCGAUAUCAGGCUGAAAAAUUGGGCAUCAUUCUACCUUCUUGAAGAUGGGAUAAUCACCGACGAGAAGGAGGUAGGGUAUUUUGUGCAAGCAAAUCUCACAAUAUGCUCAUACUCAUAUUUAUGAUCGCGUUACAGGCCGCGCGCGUACACGUUCUAAUUUCUUGUAUAGAUCCAAUGCAUAGCUUCUUGUGUAAUUUACACCGCUUCUCUCUCGAGCUUGUUCGGU